This is a messenger RNA of Ilex paraguariensis (yerba mate), 541 nucleotides long. Lineage: Eukaryota; Viridiplantae; Streptophyta; Magnoliopsida; Aquifoliales; Aquifoliaceae. The record is from the annotation of a GenBank genome assembly.
AUGAUUCAAAAUGCCACUUGUAGGCUUGUAGCAAGUUUUAUGUAUAAUUCUAUUUCUUUAUCCAUUUCGGUUUUGUUGGAGAAUGCAAGAUGCGGUGCAGAGCAGACCCAAACAGUUACACGGCAAUCAUCAACCAUUACUGUUGCUCCCAUUCAAGGGAAGGAAAAGUCUCCAGAACUUGAUGAUGGUGGAACUGGAUUUCCACCCCGUGAUGAUGAUGGUGGCGGGGGUGGUGGAGGUGGCGGGGGAGGCCAUUGGUCAGGCGGGUUCUUCUUCUUCGGCUUUCUUGCUUUCCUGGGCUUCUUGAAGGACCAAGAAAGUGAGGGACCUUACAGGGACGAUAAAAGGAGAUGAAGGGAUGAUUCUGAAAUCAUUAAAUAUCUGGAGUCAACGGACAUUUUUUGUGCUGUAUUCUUCAAUUUAUCCACUGCUGUACAACGAGCUUGCCUUCAUCUUGACUGCUAUAGUUAGAUGUAGCUACCCAUGCCUAAUCAAUUAUAGCGUUAAAUUGAAGGUGGGUCCAUCAAAUUUUGAACCCCAC